AUGCAAGCGGCGCGGCAGGUGGACGACAAGGAGUGCUACAGCAGCUACACCACCAAUGGCGCGGCCAACGGGCGGCCGCAGCGCAAGAGCCAGGCCGCGCCGUCCAGGCUCAAGCCGAUGCCGUCCAAGUGGGACGACGCGCAGAAGUGGCUCGUCGGCAUGUCCAACGGCGGCGACGGGAUCCACGGCGGCAAGGGCGGCGCCGCCAAGCCCCGCAACUCCAACGCCGACGACCGGCGGCUGCUGAGCUCGUCGUCGCAGAACGGGCGCGUGUCCUGCAGCAGCGUGGACGGCGGGGUCGAGUACAACAUGGUGGUGGCGCCCCCGACGCCGCCGCAGCUGGGCGAGGGCGGCAGCGGCGACGACGUCGGCGAGACCAAGAACGUGGACUGCGGCGGCAUGCUGCUGCGCCCGCACGGCCACGGGUACGGCUCGCCCGUCUCGGUGUGCCUGCGCGACAUGGGCACCGAGAUGACGCCCAUAGCCAGCAAGGAGCCGUCCAGGGCCGCCACGCCGCUGCGCGCCACCACGCCCGUCGCGCGGAGUCCGGUCCCGUCGCGGUCGUCCACGCCCGGGAGGCGGCGGCAGGACGAGCCGCCCGUGGGCGUUGUCGCCGGGGUGGUCAGGACGGCCGAGCAGAUGGUGUCGAGCAGUGUCGUCAGUGGCGGCGAGGCGCCGAGCGACGGCGGGGUGGACGGUCGAGUUCCUAGAGCAAACACGCUCGAGUCUCGCGCCGCGGCCUGGGACGAAGCCGAGCGUGCAAAGUUCACGGCGAGGUACAAGCGUGAAGAGGUGAAGAUACAGGCCUGGGAGAACCAUGAGAAGAGAAAAGCUGAGAUGGAGAUGAAGAGAAUUGAGAUGAAGGCAGAACAGAUGAAAGCUCGGGCGCAGGAGAAGCUCGCCAACAAACUGGCGGAGGCGAGGCGAGUCGCCGAGGAGAAGCGGGCGAGCGCUGAGGCCAUGCUGAACGAGGGAGCGGCGAGGACGUCGGAGAAGGCGGACUACAUCAGGAGGACGGGCCACCUCCCCUCCUCCUUCUUCUCCUUCAGGAUACCCUCGCUCUGCGGCUAACAUAUAUACAUUCACAUGCUUAUUUGAACUCAACAAUGGAUCUGCCUCUGCAGAUUUUAGUGGUGUAUAAUUUUACUC
Molecule: messenger RNA, 1149 nt
Organism: Lolium rigidum
Lineage: Eukaryota; Viridiplantae; Streptophyta; Magnoliopsida; Poales; Poaceae
Exons: 3
Coding region: 1-1071 (356 amino acids)
Source: RefSeq, a predicted model, not a curated record